Molecule: messenger RNA, 878 nt
Organism: Leucoraja erinaceus (little skate)
Lineage: Eukaryota; Metazoa; Chordata; Chondrichthyes; Rajiformes; Rajidae
Gene: wdr46
Product: WD repeat domain 46
Exons: 9
Biological process (GO): maturation of SSU-rRNA from tricistronic rRNA transcript (SSU-rRNA, 5.8S rRNA, LSU-rRNA)
Cellular component (GO): nucleolus; small-subunit processome; 90S preribosome
Molecular function (GO): protein binding
Source: RefSeq, a predicted model, not a curated record
CGCGGUGAGAGCGUGGACAAGAUGGCGGCGAGGGGCAGAGGGAAGUUGGACCCUUUCUCUCGACCGGCCACUCUCCCAGAGGGACGGCUGCUGAAGUACAAGCGAGGGCGGGACAUCCCGGCGAGCGAGCUGGAGAACCGCAGGGCGAAGAGCCGGCUGCAGCAGGCGGACAAGCUGAGCAAGUACGCACAGAGGCUGGCAGCGCGAUCAGACCAACUACUGCCAGAGGAGGCAGGGUUCCUGGAAGCGGAUGAGGGUGAGGACACUUGCACGAUCCUGCAACAGGACAUUGCCUCUGUGGUCGACAUCACCAGCAGUGCCAAGUACUUCAACCUGGACCUUCCUCAGUUCGGCCCGUACAGAAUAAACUACACUCGGAACGGAAGGCACCUGCUCCUGGCUGGGCGUCGUGGACAUGUGGCGGCUUUAGACUGGCACACCAAACGACUGCUGUGUGAGAUGAACGUCAUGGAACGGGUCAACGACAUUCGGUGGCUUCACACGGAGACCAUGUUUGCGGUGGCGCAGAAGAAGUGGCUGCACAUCUACGACAACCAGGGCAUCGAGCUGCACUGCGUGAAGAAGUUCAACGAUGUCCUCCGCAUGGAGUUCCUCCCCUACCACUUCCUGCUGGCAACCUGCAGUGCGCCAGGGUUCCUGCAGUACUUGGAUAUCUCGGUGGGCAAGGAGGUGGCCGCCAUCUGCACCAAGGCCGGUCGACUGGAUGUGAUGACCCACAACCCUCACAACGGCAUCGUCCACCUGGGGCACCCACAGGGUACGGUGACGCUGUGGAGUCCCAAUGUGAAGGAGCCGCUGGUGAAGAUGCUUUGUCACAAAGGAGGGGUCCGGGCCGUCGCAGUGGACAAGAGUGGCUU